Molecule: messenger RNA, 1820 nt
Organism: Pungitius pungitius (ninespine stickleback)
Lineage: Eukaryota; Metazoa; Chordata; Actinopteri; Perciformes; Gasterosteidae
Product: early growth response protein 4-like
Exons: 2
Coding region: 9-1244 (411 amino acids)
Biological process (GO): regulation of transcription by RNA polymerase II
Molecular function (GO): DNA-binding transcription factor activity, RNA polymerase II-specific; RNA polymerase II cis-regulatory region sequence-specific DNA binding
Source: RefSeq, a predicted model, not a curated record
UGCACGCCAUGCUUCUGGAGCGUGAGGACAGCUUCAUGUCGGAGUUUGAGGACGCGUGCAGCGCGUGGGUGGACAGCGUGGGCUCCAGCCCCAGCGAUGGAGCCGAGUCCGACGUGGGCUCACCUUUCUGCCAAGUCUUCUCCCCGGGAACCGACGCCUCAGACUCGGAUUUCUUCUCCGACUUCAGCGACUGCUCGUCGGACGCGCUCUCUCCGUCCCUCAGCUUCUGCUCCGAGCCGGAAGCGCUGCCGCAUGCGGCGUCAAAGGCGGCGCCGCAUGCGGCGGCGGGGCUGAGCAGCACCGCGGACGCGAUCCUCAACAUGAUCACGGAGAUCGUGGGGAUCUGCACCGAGAUGGAAUUCGAGUCCUCCCAGGCGACCGCGUUUUCCUCCCCGGGGAUCUGUGCUCCACCUGAGGCGAGCCCCCCCGCUGCGCUCACCCCCGCCGUGGUGGUCAAGAGCGAGUUCGUGGGCUCCAGCUGCGACAGCGGGUGUGCGCAUUCCGCGGUGACCGGGAAUGAAGCCCCGUACCCGGACUCUCUGCUGCCGCUGUCGGCUGUGGAGCAACAGGUGGACGUGGCCGCUUUCCUCGACUCGCUGCUGAGCUCCGAGGCCGCCCAGGGCGAGCCGAAGCCCGGCGCCGAGGUGAAGCAGGAGCCGCUGGGGCUGGAGGACUGGCUGAAGAGCUUGGCCCCGGUUACCGGGAGAGAUUCCGGUAGCUACGUCAUCAAGACGGAGCUCGUGCAGAGCGGGGGCGACCUCCACUUCUCCCCCUCCCCUCUCCCCUCCACCCUGGAUGCUCAACUUCUUUCCUCCCUCCUGCAGGGCGCGUUCCCGAUAGUCAAUAUCGGCGGCGUGCACGCAGCGGGAGGCCCCAAGCCGCCACGCGGGGGCAGGAGAGCUCCCGCCAAGAACGGACUGAAAGUGAAACCGUUCCCGUGCUCGGUGGCAGGGUGCGAGCGCCGCUUCUCGCGCUCCGACGAGCUCAACAGGCACGUGCGCAUCCACACGGGACAAAAGCCCUUCCAGUGCACCAUCUGCGCGCGCAGCUUCAGCCGCAGCGAUCACCUGACCACGCACACGCGCACGCACACGGGGGAGAAACCCUUCUCCUGCGAGGUUUGUGGCAAGCGCUUCGCGCGCAGCGACGAGAGGAAGAGGCACGGGCGCGUGCACGUCAAGCAGCAGCUGCGCGCGCAGAUGAUGGCCGCCUACUCGCUGGCCCUGAACGCGCCCGGCGUCUGAGCGGCUCCUCGGUUCUGAUUGGCUGCAGUCUACAAUUCCGGAUUGAAACCUUCGACGAUGCGUCAGAGAUGUUUCCAUGUGACGUCACACUGACUUUAGCUGCCCCCGGGGAGGAUGGGCGGGUGUUUAGAAGGUGUGACGGCCCAUCUCACGGUGCAUGCUGGGACUACACUCCACCGAGUGGAUGUGGACCUGAUCCCGGACCAGCAGGUCAACCCCGGGCCGUCCCUGUGGAUGGGGGGGCGGGACAAAACCUUGGACUUCCUGCAUGAGGCCGUGCAGAAGCUGAAUGUUUGACGUCAGAAUGUCGUUGUGGACUCGAACCUCUUUGUAUCUGAAGUCUAUUUGUUGGUAACACAUCUCUAUUUUUAUAGUCGUCUACCUCUGCCUCGUCGUUUAUGUACAUUUAUAGAACCAACGCGCCACAUUUCUAUGGCGGCGAUGACGUCACUCUUCUAUGACAUGAUCGUGAAGUGAACUGUGAUCCAGAACCUUUUGGUGUCGGUGCUGAUGCUGCGGGUUCAUGUUCCCUCGUUUUGCAUGGAGGAUGCUGCUGUAAAUAAAAACAAACAAACA